This is a messenger RNA of Insectozyma verbasci, 1196 nucleotides long. NCBI's taxonomy places the organism in Eukaryota, Fungi, Ascomycota, Pichiomycetes, Serinales, Debaryomycetaceae. The record is from the annotation of a GenBank genome assembly.
AUGGAAGUUCAACCUCAAGUAUUAGAAUUUACUGGUAUGUGAUUUCAAUUACAGGUCAUUAACUGUGUGGGAUCAAUUCGGUAUAUCAAAAUUUCACCCUCCCCAGUUGUUCCAUGCAUGGUCAUGAUUUUUCAUUGAUACUAACAAAUUAUAAAGGUUCAUUUACCAAGCAAACUACAGAAUAUUUAACAUUAUCAAAUCCAACCAAUACUCCUUUGGCUUUUAAAGUUAAAACUACGGCUCCAAAAUUAUAUUGCGUUAGACCAAAUGCUUCAAUUGUUCAACCUGGUGGAUCAUUAGAUAUUUCAAUUAUUUUGCAAGGUUUUUCACAACCAUUACCACAAGAUUAUAAAUGUAGAGAUAAAUUUUUAUUAGUUUCAUUACCUGCUCCUCAUUUAACAGAUGCUUCAAAAGUUGGUGAACAAUGGGCUCAAUUAGAAGCUCAACAUAAAUCUCAAUUAGUUUCAAAAAAAUUAAGAGUUAAUUAUGUUAUUGGACCAGAUAAAGAAUCUACAGGUCAUGGUCUUGGUGCUGGUGCUGGUGCUGGUGCUGCAGCGGUUUCUCAACCACCUCAACAACCUGUUCAACAACAACAACAACAACAACCACCACCUCAACAACAACAAUUUCAACAACAUGCUGCACCACCUCAACAACAAACUCUUCAACAACAAGCUGCUCAUCAAAAUAGUUAUGAUGGUGCUGCUGCUCUUGCUGCUACUGGAAUUGGUGCUGGUGCAAUUGGUACUGGUGCUGGAGCUGGAGCUGCUGGAGCUGCUUUAGCUUCAGAUAAUUCAUUUACUAAUGAUAGAUCAUUUGAUACUUCAUCUCAUAAUGGUUAUAAUUAUUCUUAUCAACAACAACAACAACAACCUCCAGUUACUCAACAAUAUCAACAACAACCACCAUUACAUCAACAACAUAGUUAUCAAUCUCAAAUUCCUCAACAAUCAUAUGGUCAUCAACAAGUUCAAUCUCAACCAUCUCCAGAAUUACAAAGAGAAUUGGAAGCUUUAGCAAGACAAGUUCAAACAUUAUCUACUAAAUUAGAUCAAAAUGAAAAAAGAGCUACUGGUGUUUCAAAUCCAGUUUCUAAUUUAGUUACAAAUGAAAAUGGUGAAAUUAGUGGUAUUUCAUUACCUGUUGCUUUAGUAUUAGUUUUAAUUGCUUUCUUAAUUGGUUGGUUAGUAUUUUGA